UGUCACGUGACAUGAUAAAGGAUUCAUAGAUAAUGAAUUGCAUUGCAGUGUGCUUGUAAGGUGAGAUCUGUGUUGCAUCCACCGCAUCGUCUCUUAAACUGCACAACUUCAGCAAAACAGCGAAAAAACUCCGCGUGAACAAACUUUGGACAAUGUCUGCCAAUGGUUUUAUACCAUCCUGUGAUCUCAAGGAAAUUCCUCCCUUGGAAAAUUCUGCUGAAGGAUCUGUGAAAUCUGCUCUUAAAUGCACUGAUGAUGAAUAUCACAACGUGCCACUUGAUAACCCCAAAAGUCAACCAAAUGGAAAUUGUAUACCCUCCGUCAUAAAACAUAACACAGCAGACGGGCCGCCUGUACUACUGGAGGUCAGAAAUGCCCGUAUCGCUCCAGCCCAGGAACUAUGGAGCACUGCGAGAGACAAACCUGUCAAGUUGAGGAUGGAAGCGUCAGGACCGGGCUCAGAACAUCCAAUGACGGUCCAUCAGAUGUUUCUAGCCUCUGUGGAGAAGUAUGGAGACAAACCUGCCCUCCGUUCAAAAAACGAUGGGACGUGGGUCACCCUGACCUAUAAGGAAUACUAUCAACAUUGCAGAGCUGCUGCAAAAAGUUUUUUGAAGCUCGGCCUGCAGCGAUUCCACGGUGUCGGCAUUCUGGGCUUCAAUUCUCCCGAAUGGUUUAUAGCAGAUAUUGGAUGCAUCCUGGCAGGGGGACUCGCCACUGGAAUCUAUACAACCAACACACCAGAAGCGUGCCAGUAUGUCGCUGAAAACUGCGAAGCUAAUGUUCUGGUGGUCGAAAACCACAAACAACUGAUCAAAAUCCUCCAGGUCAGAGAUCAGCUACCACAUUUGAAGGCUAUUGUUCAGUACAAGGGUGAACUGGAGCAGAAGUUAAAUGAUGUAUAUACGUGGGCUCAAUUCAUGGAGGUUGGUGAAGACGUCCCUGAUGCAGAACUGGAUGCAGUGAUUGACAGUCAGAAUUCGAAUGAGUGCUGUACAUUGAUCUACACAUCAGGGACCACUGGAAACCCCAAAGGGGUCAUGCUCAGUCACGAUAAUAUCACAUGGACUGCCAGUGCAGCAGGUGUCAUGAGCAGACAGAGGAUGGGUGAAGAGGCAAUUGUGAGCUAUCUGCCCCUGAGUCAUGUGGCAGCCCAAAUGAAUGACAUGUGGAUCUGCAUGAGGUUUGCUGGCACAACCAAUUUUGCUGACCCAGAUGCCCUUAAGGGAUCUUUAGCCAACACUUUGCGAGAGGUUCGUCCCACAAGUUUCCUGGGAGUUCCAAGAGUCUGGGAAAAAAUGCAAGAGGCGAUGAAAGCUGCCGGUGCAAAGUCGUCCGUCAUGAAGAAGAAGAUCGCUGACUGGGCCAAGGGUAUAGGACUUUCGGCAAGCUACUGUGACAUGAAUGGUGACUCCGGUGUGCCGUGGGGCUUCACGAUGGCAAAUAACUUGGUUUUUAAAAACGUGCGGAAAGCUCUAGGUCUGGAACGAUGUCGGGGUUGUUUCACGGGUGCGGCUCCCAUUACAAAAGACACGCUGGAGUAUUUUAUGAGUCUGUACAUUCCCAUCUUCGAGCUUUAUGGUAUGAGUGAGAGCUCAGGACCUCACACCAUCUCCUGGAAUGAGGACUUUCGCAUUAUGAGCUGUGGUAAGGUGAUGAUAGGCUGCAAAACCAAGCUAGACAAGCAGGACGCCGAUGGAAAUGGAGAGAUUUGUUUUUGGGGGAGACAUGUGUUCAUGGGAUACCUAAACAUGCCGGAUAAAACUGAAGAGGCUCUUGAUGCAGAUGGGUGGCUGCACUCGGGUGACCUGGGAAAAGAAGACAAUGAUGGCUUCUUGUACAUCACAGGCAGGAUAAAAGAGUUAAUCAUUACUGCCGGUGGAGAAAAUGUGCCACCCGUCCCCACUGAGGAUGCUAUAAAAGAGGAGGUGUCAAUCAUCAGCAAUGCCAUGUUAGUUGGAGACAAAAAGAAGUUCUUGUCCAUGCUUCUCACUCUGAAAUGUAACAUGGAUGAGAAUGGAGACCCAACAGAUGAACUGACCCCGCUCGCCGUCGAGUUCUGCCGACAGCACGGUGUAAUCGCCAGCAAAGUCUCGGAGAUCAUUAACAAAAAAGAGCCAGCCAUUUACAAAGCAAUCCAGGAGGGCAUGGAGCGUGUGAAUGCCAAAGCCACAUCCAAUGCCCAAAGAGUACAGAAAUGGACUAUACUGCCACGGGACUUCUCAAUAUCUGGCGGAGAACUUGGUCCAACCAUGAAGCUAAAGAGGCCUGUGGUCACGAAAAUGUAUACAGAAGAAAUCAACAAAUUCUAUGGUGAAUAACAUCGGAAAUUCAUUGGAAAGCAAUGAAACUGUUAGGCUGCUUUAAAGCAACAGUGGAUGACAACACAGAGAUCUCAUUCUUCGCCUUUGCUCAGUAAUCUGUGUGGAUUUCGCUCACUCCAGGGCUUCUGACAGAUCCUGCGAUCUAUAACAAAGCUCACUGUCCUAGUGCAUGCUAUCUGUAUAUGCUGUUGAACGGACUGAAUCAUAGCAGAUGUGAUUUAAAGGAACAGUAUGUAGGAUUGUGGCCAAAACUGGUAUUGCAAUCACAAAACUUGUGGCUAAAACCGGUACUGCAAUCACACAACUGGUGGUCAAUACACAACAUGACAACAUAAACAUCAGUUGAGGGCUGCAACUCCACUUUUUAAAUGACAAUAUCCUGGCCAGACCACUGUUGUCAGUAGUAUAAGUAUUUGAAAUGAAAAUGAUUUCUUAAUGUCUAGUGACAUAUCAGGGUCAUUUUAUGAUUAAUUGAUAUACAUUUCUUACAUACUGUUCCUUUAAGCCCCACUCUGUUUUCUUACUGUUUCUGUUUUUCAGUACAUAUCACUACUAACAAUACAUGAGGUGAUCCAAAUGAUUGAUACUUUCUGUUUUGUAUAUUCUGUACGAUAUAAAAAUGAAACAAGACUGAAACUACUGUGCACAAUACUGUUAAUUACUGUAAUAUAGUUACACUUUCUAUAAACAAAUAGGCUGACGGUCUGUAUUGGGAUCUGUACAGGGUUAAUAAUGCUGCUUGCAACACUUAAAACACCUAUAAUGUGUAACUGUACAUAAGCAGAUGUGUAAUGGUGUUUGUCUUAUCUUUCGAGUUUCACAGAGCACACUGGAUAUUUAUGAGUGAAACUUGACAACACAUGUUGAAAAAUAUAUAAAUGAAUAAUAUAUCCAUGAAUAAUAAAUGAUAUAUUUGGAUGCGUU
This is a messenger RNA of Misgurnus anguillicaudatus (oriental weatherfish), 3248 nucleotides long. Lineage: Eukaryota; Metazoa; Chordata; Actinopteri; Cypriniformes; Cobitidae. The record is from RefSeq and is a predicted model, not a curated record.